UUCCCAGUCCAAGUAAAGUAGUUAUCAGCUCACGUGGCUUAUUUCGAACCUUUUAUUAAAUUUUGCUGUUUAAUUUGAUUUCUUUCUCUCUUUUUUUUCUCCGUUGUUCGGUCGGCGAGGAGAUUCGACGUGCCGCCCUCGAUGUUUCUCCAAAAGGCAUGGAGGACGGCGUCUUUCGGGCUGUACGGAUUCACGCAGUUCACGAAAUCUGGCUUCCAGGAGCAUUCCAAAAGAUUCAAAGAAGAAGACAUACAAGUUCGGAUGGAGGGAAAAAAUUGCAUGGUUACAGGUGCUAAUUCUGGUAUUGGUUAUGCAAUCACUGAAGGUCUAGCUUCAAGAGGUGCAAAUGUCUUUAUGGUUUGUCGUAGUAAAGAAAGGGGAGAGGCUGCCUUGUCAAAAAUUCAGUCAACCACUGGUAACCCAAACAUCCAUCUAGAGAUAUGUGAUCUUUCAUCCAUUAAUGAAGUCAAAUCAUUUGUAUCUAGGUUCUCUACAAAUCAAAAGUCUCUUCAUGUCCUUGUUAACAAUGCCGGCUUACUAGAGCACAAUCGAGUGAAUACACAAGAAGGAUUGGAAUUGAACUUUGCUGUUAAUGUAGCAGCAACUUACACAUUAACAGAGUUGGCGAUCCCAUUGUUGGAAAAAGCAGCUCCUGAUGCUCGAGUCAUAACAGUUUCAUCCGGUGGGAUGUACACAACACCUUUGACGACAGAUUUGCAGUUCACUGAAACCAAGUUCGAUGGAACACAGCAGUAUGCUAGAAACAAGAGAGUUCAGGUAGCAUUGACUGAAAAAUGGGCUGAAACUUAUAGCAAUAAAGGCAUUGAUUUUUACACAAUGCAUCCUGGAUGGGCUGAUACGCCUGGUGUAGCUAAAAGCUUGCCUGGAUUGUCAAAAAGGCUUUCGGGAAACUUGCGCACAAACGAAGAGGGAGCAGAUACUGUUAUCUGGCUGGCUUUGCAACCUAAAGAGAAACUAAAAUCAGGUGCCUUUUAUUUUGACCGAAUGGAAGCUCCCAAGCAUCUGCGAUUUGCUGGCACAGCUAGUUCUCAUGUUGCCAUCGAUGCCAUUGUUAGGGACCUCCGUUCGUUGUGUGAUCUACAUUAAUACUUUUGAAUCUACAUGAUUGUUCCAAGUGUUUUGCUUCAAUUGAAUCCACCAAUUAUAUACUUGUGGUUGAACCAUAAAUAGUGGUUAAAGCAUCCUUUUGUUCCAAGGGUUAAUUGAGAAUGUGCUAGAUUUGUAUAGGCAACUUGUACUGGUAUGGGACUUGUUCUUUGUAAUACUUCAAAAUGGCAUGUCAUUUCUUGUAAAA
This is a messenger RNA of Zingiber officinale, 1315 nucleotides long. RefSeq names its product dehydrogenase/reductase SDR family member 12-like. The transcript is spliced from 10 exons. The record is from RefSeq and is a predicted model, not a curated record. The coding region runs from base 142 to 1107 and encodes 321 amino acids. NCBI's taxonomy places the organism in Eukaryota, Viridiplantae, Streptophyta, Magnoliopsida, Zingiberales, Zingiberaceae.